CUUACUCCACCCCCUUCCCCGGCCCGACCCCCAUCCUCUCUCAGUGUGUGCGCGCUUUAAAUAAUUUCAUCCUUUUUGGCAAAAGAAAUAAUGCACCUGACUUUACCAGGGGGAAACAAGCAGCCGAGCAGAACAAGGAACAGAUGUAAAAGGAAUAAAAGGAGAGAGGGAAAGAGAUGAGACUCGUUUAAAGAAAUCCAGGGGCUGAAGAGGUGGCUGCAGCGGCAGAGGCGGCUCGAGCUUCCCUCCCUGUCUGCGCGAGCUUCAGGCGGAGGACGUUUUCGCCAGUUGCAGAUGUAACCUGGGGAACUCCUGGGUCUGUUGGUUUGUUUGUCAAACAAAGUCUUUUCUUCUUUGGCUCAGACACCGAAGAGGCUCCUGGAUUUUUCUCCCAUCCCGCCACUAGCUGGCAGUUACCCGGGAGCCUUCCCAAGGAGCUGGCGGAGAAAUGAGCCCUUCUGGGCGGAGGAUGGGCGAAGGGCGUCAGCAGCCUGUGGCUCCCGCCGGGAAGCGCCUACUGUUUCUCGGGAGCAGAGGGUCACCCUGCGGGCGGCCGGGCGGCGGCGGCGCCGCCGGGGCGCAACGCUUCCUGCUGGGGCUCUUCUUGCACGUGUGGCUGUGGGGGGCCUCGGGCUCCUCUGCUCAGGUGUUUAACCUCAGCCUUUCCGUGGACGAGGGGCUUCCUCCAGACACUCUAGUCGGCGACAUCCGCGCCGGGCUGCCGGCCACGCAGCAGCAGCAGCAGGAGGGAGGCGGCUUCUUUCUGUCAGAGGAUUCAGAUGACUCCCCGCUGCUGGACGACUUCCACGUGCAUCCGGACACCGGCAUCAUCCGCACAGCUCGGUGCCUGGACCGCGAGCAGCGGGACUACUACAGCUUCGUGGCGGCCACGCUGCUGGGCGCUGUGGUGCAGGUGGAGAUUCGCGUCAAUGACGUGAACGACCACUCGCCCCGCUUUCCCCGUGACUCCCUGCAGCUCGACGUCUCCGAGCUCAGCCCGCCAGGUACCGCCUUCCGCCUGCCUGGCGCCCAAGACCCCGACGCCGGGCUGUUCAGCACCCAGGGCUACACCUUGGUGCAACCGUCCGACCUUACCGAGGACCCCGCAGGACCGUUCUUCCAGUUGCGAUACGGGACACCGGGGUCCCCACCGUCGCCUCCGUCCUCGUCGCCCCUGGAGCCCCUAGACCUGGUGCUGCUGCGGCGCUUGGACCGGGAAGCGGCGGCAGCGCACGAGCUACAGAUCGAGGCCUGGGACGGUGGUCGCCCGCGGCGCACGGGCCACCUGCGGGUGGAGCUGCGCGUCCUGGAUGAGAACGACAACCCGCCCGUCUUCGAGCAGAGCGAGUACCGUGCCGCGGUGCGCGAGGACGCGCCACCAGGCGCCGAGGUCUGCCGGGUGCGCGCCACCGACCGUGACCUGGGGCCCAACGGCCACGUGCGCUACAGCAUCCGCUCUCGGCAGGCCCCUGGCGCGGGUGGCGGCGGCGGGCCUCUGGGCGACGCGGCGCACUUCUCGGUGGGGGAGCUGAGCGGCGUGGUGCGGGUGCAGAGGCCUCUGGACCGCGAGACGCAGGCCUGGCACCAGCUGGUGGUCGAAGCCUGCGACGGAGGGGCAGAGCCUGAGGUCGCCACCGUGCGCGUGUCUAUAGCCGUGCUGGACGUGAAUGACAACCGGCCCGCUAUUCAUUUGCUCUUCCUCACGGAGGGAGGCGCCGCGCGCGUCUCUGAGGGCUCUCGAGCCGGCGACUACGUGGCUCGGGUCUCUGUGUCCGACGCAGAUGGCGACCCAGAGAAGGAAGAGGAGGCAGCCGGGGAACUUGGUGGAGGCCUUGGAGGUGGGAGCAUCUCGCUGGCCUUGGAGGGUGGUGAGGGAGCCUUUGCGCUGCGGCCCGGCGGCGCCCCAGGAGUAUUUUUCCUUUGCGUCGAGGGUCCCCUAGACAGGGAGAGCCAAGACCUGUAUGAUUUGCGACUGGUGGCCACGGAUGCAGGAACCCCGCCUCUGAGCAUGGAGGAGACGCUGCUGCUCCGCGUCGCUGACCUCAAUGACCAGCCGCCUGUCUUCAGUCAGGAGCAUUACCAGGCCUCAGUGUCUGAGGCUGCGGCCCCUGGCACUGCAGUCGUGCGGGUCAGCGCCUCCGAUGCGGAUGAGCCUGGCACGGACCACGCCCAGGUGCGCUACACGUUGCUCCCUCUCCCGGCCCCCUGCAGCCCAGAGGCUCUGAAGCCCCCCGCAGAGUGUGGACCUUCCUUCACCAUCCAUCUGGAAAGUGGUGUGAUCAGCACCACCCGGAGUCUGGACCGAGAGAUUCAGGAGGUGGUAGAGCUGAGAGUGGUGGCCCAAGACCUAGGAGAGCCCCCGCUCUCUGCCACCUGCUUGGUGAGCAUCAGCGUGGAGGACGUGAAUGACAACGAGCCCAUCUUCCUGAAGCAGGUGUACAAUGCCAGCCUUCCGGAGCAUACGCGGGUGGGACACUGCUUUCUGCAGGUGAAAGCUUCCGAUGCAGACGCCGGACUCUAUGGCUUUGUUGAGUAUUCUCUUUAUGCCGGAUUUCAAAGCUAUGAUGUGCCUCAAGCAUUCCAGAUUGACCCACAUGAUGGGCGAAUCUGUGUUUCUCAAGAUAUCGACAGGGAAAGGGAUCCAGACACCUAUGAUCUCUUGGUGAAAGCUAAGGAUGGGGGAGGACUCAGCGCCCAGGCUUUUGUGCGGGUGGAACUGGAGGACGUGAAUGAUAAUGAACCUGUGUUUAACCCGUCCGUCUAUGUGACCAGCAUUAGUGGCCACAGCCAGCCAGGCACCGAGAUCGUCAGUGUUGUCGCCACGGACAGAGAUUCUGGGGUGUAUGGAACAGUGGCCUAUGAGCUCGUCCAAGGAGACGUGUCCUCGCUUUUCACCAUUGACUCCACCACAGGGGUUAUUUACUUAACAUCAACUCUUAGUCAUUUGGAAUCCGCAACACUUUUGCUGAUGGUCUGUGCUCGAGAUGGUGGCGGGCUUACCUCUGUCACUAAUGCUGAAGUCACCAUACAUCUUCUUCAGACAACUCUGGCACCUGCUGAGUUUGAAAGGCCCAGGUACGCUUUCUCCGUUUAUGAAGAUGUGCCUGAAGACAGUCCUGUGGGAACAGUGAAAGCAAAGGAGCCCUCGAAUGCCUCAGAGCCCAUUUUUUACAGGAUCGCCUCUGGCGAUCUGGAUGGAAAGUUCUCCAUUCACCCGUGGCUGGGCACCAUUCGAACCCAAAAGCCUCUGGAUCACGAAAUGCAGCCCGUGGUUGUGCUCAUGGUCCAGGCGCAGCUCGGCAGCUCCUCAACCUGCGGCAGCACAGAGGUUACCAUCACUGUCAUCGAUGUCAAUGACAAUGACCCGGUGUUUCCCAAAGCCUCUGAUGAGGUUACGGUGCCCCCGACCAUACAGCCUGGCACAGCCUUGUACUGCGCCCGGGCGGUCGACCAGGACAGCGGGCCCAACGGCUUCAUCCGCUAUGCCAUCGCCAGCCAGAACCCGAGCAUCUUUUCCAUUGACUCAGGCCAGGGUGUGGUGUACCUUAACGCAAGCCUGGGGGGCGCUGGGGUGCGGAGGUGCACCCUGACCCUCGUGGCCCGGGAUCUUGGCGUUCCUCCUCGGGCAGCUCUGUUCUCACUCACGAUCAUCAUCGAGGAACCAGCGCAAAGCCCGUCCUUGACUUUCGAGCAUCUGGUCUACCAAGCGGAAGCUAGUGAGGCUCUCUCUCUGAUGACCCCCAUCCUGAGGAUCCAGGCCUCCCCACUUGGCCCGCGGCGCACCUUCCCACAGAUCCUGUACUCGCUGGAGCCCAGCACUCACUCGGGGGCAUUUGGCGUCCACCCUUUCACGGGUUGGAUUUAUUUGUGGCGACCGCUGGACUAUGAAUCCGUACAAACCUAUCAUCUUAGAGUGUUUGCCUGGGUCCCAGAGGACAGAUUGUCUCACAAUGUAAGCACUUCAGUCAUUGUUCACAUCCUGGAUGAGAAUGACAACUCCCCUACCUUCUUGCAUGAAGUCAUGUUUUUGAAAGUGGAGGAGAGUCCUGUUCCCCAAGGGGUAAUUGGCAAAAUUACAGCAAUUGACAGAGACUCAAGCCAGAAUGGACAGCUGUCAUAUUUCCUUUUGUCUGAUGGAAAAUUCUUCAAGAUGAAUCCUAAUACAGGAGAACUUCUCAGUUGGGUGGCACUGGAUCAGGAGCAGCAGGUGCAUCACCAGCUGACCGUCCUAGUGACCGACCACGGUUUCCCUCCUCGGAACGCCACCGCCUUGGUGUAUGUCUCAGUGACCGACAUCAAUGAUAACAAGCCCUAUUUCCCGCAGUGCCUCCCUGGGAAGGAAUUACACAUCAAGGUUCUGGAAGGUCAACCAGUGAAUAUGUUGGUUACAACAGUGUUUGCAAAGGAUCUUGAUGAAGGAAACAAUGCAGAAGUUAUAUAUUCAAUAUCUUCAGAAGAGAGUUGUGAUCACUUCAAGAUUGAUGCCAACAGCGGUGAAAUCAGAACAACUGCAGUGCUCUCACAUGAUUACAGACCUUCCUACAGAGUGACCGUAAUCGCCAGUGACCGCGGAGUGCCCUCUCUUCAAGGACGGGUGGUUAUUAAUAUUCAGGUGAUACCACUACCCAAAGGGAGAGCUCUCAUUUCUCAGAAUAUUCGACAUUUAGUUAUACCGGAAAACUUGAAGCCUGCAAAAAUAAUGAGCUUGAUAAAGUCACCUGACUACCUUCACCCGCAUCGCGAUGGAAAGUUACAUUUCAGUAUUGCUGCUGAUGACAGGGACGGUCAGUUUGAAAUCGACAGCUCCACAGGAGACUUGUUCCUUUCUAAGGAACUGGAUUAUGAAAUGACCUCUCAUUAUCUUUUCAGGGUGGUAACUAAAGACCAUAGCACAACUCCUCCCUUAAGUAGCAUGAUUUUCCUUAGCGUCGCCGUGGAAGAUCAGAACGACCACUCGCCGUCUUUCCGGGAGGAGUUCAUUGUCAUAAGCGUGGAAGAGGAUGCUCCUGUUGGGACUCUGGUCCACGUCUUCAAUGCCAAAGACGGCGAUGGCAGUUUUUUGAACAGUAGGGUUCAGUACUUCAUCGAAGCCCACCCUCCUGCCGUGAAUCCAUUCCUCAUCCACCCCUCUUUUGGCACUUUGGUCACCGCAUCCCCGCUCGACAGAGAGAGAGUGCCCACCGUCGUCCUGACGGUGACUGCGUCUGAUCAGGCUGUCAAUGUGACCGACCGGCGGCUGAGAUCGCUGGUGGCGAAGGUCGUGAUUUUGGAUGUCAAUGACCACAGCCCCACUUUCACGUCUUUCCCAGUCGCCCGUGUCAAAGAGGAUGCCACGGCGGGCUCCUUGGUGCAUCAUAUAACUGCUCAAGAUCCAGACGAGGGGAGGAAUGGAAAAGUCACUUUCCGGAUCCUCUCAGGAAAUGAAAACAUGGCCUUUAUGCUGGAUGAGACAUCGGGCUUGCUAACCACAACUCAUCCUUUGGAUUAUGAGAUAAAAACUCAGCACGUUCUGACCCUCCUGGCACUGGAUGAUGGCACGCCAACACUUUCUUCAUCCCAAACAUUGACAAUUACUGUUCUGGAUGUAAAUGAUGAGGCCCCAGUAUUUAAGCAGCAUCUGUAUGAAGCUUCAGUUAAAGAAAAUGAAAAUCCAGGGGAAUUUGUCACAAGGGUUGAAGCUGUGGACAGAGAUUCAGGAGUCAAUGCCAAGCUUCAGUAUGAAAUCAUGCCAGGUGCCGCAUUCGGGCUGUUCACGAUAAAUCCUGAUACUGGGGAGGUGGUGACUGCCACCACACUUGAUAGAGAAGUUCAGGAUGUUCUCACCUUUCGAGUACUCGUCCGAGAUGGCGGAGUCCCUGCAUUGUCCGCCACUGCCACGGUGCUCUGCUCUGUGCGAGAUGAAAACGACCACUCGCCAGAGAUGAUCAUCCCUGGUCAUGACAUUGAGGUUCUGGAAAACCAAGAGCCAGGGCUGAUCUACACUGUCUUGGCCUCCGAUUUGGAUGCUGGCGAUAACGGAGCUGUCUGGUAUCGCAUAGUGGAUGGAAAUACUGAUGGGUACUUUGCUAUUCAUGAAGCCUCAGGGGAACUCUCAGCCACUCGGGCUUUGGACCGGGAGCAAGUCAGCAACUUCACCUUAGUCAUCCUGUGCUCUGAUCUGGGGGAUCCACCCAGGAGCUCCGUGGCGCAGCUGCAAGUCAGAGUUCUGGAUGACAAUGACCACAGCCCUUCAUUUCCUAGGCUCCAUCACCAGUCCUCUGUGAGAGAGGAUGCUGAUGUGGGGACCGUGCUUCUUGUGCUCUCCGCUGCCGACCAGGAUGAAGGCUUGAAUGGGCAAACGGAGUAUUUUCUGAUGGAUGAGGCUUCUGGGGCAUUCACCAUUGAUCCCGUGGCGGGCACUUUGAGAACUAGCCUCCACCUUGACCGAGAAGCCAGAUCUGAGUAUACGUUUAGGGCUGUGGCCAGAGACUGUGGGGUCCAGAGCUCAAGAAGCAGCACGGUGAUCAUAAAAGUACAUGUCACGGAUGUUAAUGACAAUGAUCCAGUUUGGGAACAGAACCCCGUUGAUAUUUUUCUUUCCUCCCAAACACCUACAAACCAGACCAUCACCAUCCUGGGAGCCAGUGACCCAGACUUGGGACCCAAUGGAACUGUCAUUUUUAGCUUCGCAGAGCCCCAGUCAAUGUUUUCUAUGAAUGAGUACACAGGAGAAAUUCAGCUUCGGCAAAGUCCAUCUUCAGAAUUUUUCCCUAUCUGGGUGCCGGUGAAAGUUAUGGACCAGGGGGUGCCAGCAAGGACAACCCCUGGUCUCUUGGUCAUUCACAUGGAAGGAGAAGAUGUGAAGAUUUCCUUCAGCCAACAUCUGUAUAAAGGGAUGGUGACUGAAAACUGUGAGACAGGCACUUCUAUUGUGACAAUAAAAGCUUUUGCUCCAGAGUCAAUUCAGGACAGCAUUAAAUAUUCAAUUUUUAGUGGAAAUGAAGAUGGAGUUUUUUCCCUGGGCUCUAACUCAGGAGAACUCACUGUAAAAGAACCCAAGUUUCUUGAUUUUGAAGUAAGAAAUGAAGUGCAGCUCAUCGUUUUUGCUGAAAGUAGGGGACAGAGAGCCUACAGCAGAGUAGCUGUUUCCAUCCGAGAUGUGAACGAUAACUCACCACGCUUUGAGCAAAGUGUCUACUCAGUGACUGUGUCUGAGGGCCGGUUCUACAGUGACCACAUCGUGCAGGUUUUUGCCGUAGAUCUGGACAGCGGGUCGAACGGCCUUGUGGAGUAUUCCAUCGUCUCUGGCAACCAAGGACAAACCUUCCAGAUGGACACACUGAGCGGCGUGCUCACAGUAAAUGCAGUUCUGGAUCACGAGGGCACCAAUGCCUACAGCUUGAUUGUGCAAGCCACAGAUAAAGGGAUGCCCAGGUUUUCUGGUACAACUGUGAUCAAGAUACAGGUGACUGAUGUGAAUGACAACGCCCCGACCUUUCUACCCUCUGAAGCAGUGGAAAUGGCAGAAAAUUCUUUGCCUGGUGCAAUUGUGACUCGGAUAUCAGUUCACGAUGUGGACUCGAAUCCAGCUUUCAUCUUCAGUUUGGUCAAAGGCAGUCAUGCUGGAACCAAGUUUGCUAUUGAUCGGAACACUGGGGUAGUGGUGCUGGUGAAAACCUUGGAUUUUGAAGAGGCUGCUGAACAUGAGCUGCGUAUCCAAAUUUCAGAUUUGAUGCAUCACAUAGAGGGGACGCUUGUCGUCCAUGUGCUGGACGUCAAUGACAACCCACCAGUGUUUUCUCAAGAUUCCUACCAGGUCACCAUUUCUGAAUUGGUGCCUGUGGGGCACCCAGUGCUGACCGUGGUGGCCACAGAUGCGGAAAGUGAGAACAUUUCUUACAGGAUCCUUUCCUCUUCUACAUUUUCAAUUGAUGCUGCGAAUGGCACAAUAUCUACUAGCAGUCCUGUCUUACUGCUGGAUGGAAAAUCAACCGUUCGAUUUCUUGUCGAAGCCAGCGAUGAUGGGAUUCCGGAGCUGACAGCGGUGACCUUGGUGGAGAUAGAAAUACAGGAUGUGAACAACUACGCCCCCGAGUUUGCCCUAGGAUGUUACAAUGUGAGCGUGCGUGAGGACGCGCGGGUUGGCAGUACGCUGGCCACCUUUUCAACUGUGGACCGUGACUGGACCCGUGAAAACACACACGUGGAAUAUUCCAUCAUCAGUGGUAAUGCACAGAACGAUUUCCAGGUGGAAACUAGAUUCCUUCAUUCAGGCUAUUCUUACAAGCCCGUCGGUUAUCUGGUCUUGCUCCACAGUCUGGACAGAGAAGCAACUGCCCAUCACAGGCUUGUCCUUCUGGCGUCUGACCUUGGUCGCCCUCCGCUGAGUUCCUCCGCCACCGUCUCAAUAGAAGUCCUGGAUGUGGACGAUAACGCGCCCGCAUUCAGCCGUCUGGAGUAUCAGGCCCACGUGAAGGAAAGCACCCCUCCCGGCAGUCCCAUCACUGUGGUCUCCGCUGACGACUGCGAUGUGGCUUCGCAGGCGGAAGUCACCUACCACCUAGUCUCUGGAAAUGAGACAGGGCAUUUCCGCCUAGAAGGCAAAACUGGAGUUCUUUAUUUGAUGAAGCCUCUGGAUUAUGAAGACACCAUCAAAUUCACCUUAACCGUCCAGGCUGCAGAUGAAGCAAGGAAGCAUUUUUCUUUUGCAGUUGUGUUUGUCAACGUCUUAGAUGAUAAUGACCAUGCACCUCAGUUUCUGUUUCCAAACGUGAACUGUGCUGUGCCUGAAAAUCUGCCUCUUUUCUCCACCAUAUGUUCCGUGAGUGCUUUGGAUUUUGAUGCAGGUCCUUAUGGAGAAUUGACCUAUUCGAUUGUAUCGCCCUGUUCCGUCCCUGCGGAGGCUCCUCAGGAUCAUGACGCCUUCCUCAUUGACCCCUUAACAGGGGAGAUUCGUGCUAAGCAAGUCCUUGACUAUGAAAAUGACCAAAAAUACUGCCUCACAGUUCAGGCAAAAGACAAGGGUGACGCCACAGCCUCCUUGACGGUUUGGGUAGAUAUCGAAGGGGUAGAUGAGUUUGAACCCAUUUUCACUCAGGACCAAUAUUUUUUCAACCUCCCAGAGAAGACGAAUGCAAGGCAGUUGAUCGGCAGAGUGGAAGCCUUUGAUGAAGAUGCUGGUAUUGAUGGAGUUAUUCUUUACUCCCUUGAAACGCCAUCUCCGUUCUUUUCAGUAAAUACAACCAAUGGCAAUAUUUAUUUGAGUAGAGCCCUUCCCUUAAUGAAAAAUCAAGUCAGCAACGAAGACACCAUUGAAAUGAAAAUCAUUGCUCAGAGCCCCAAACCAGAUUCCAAGUUUUCAUCUUGUACCGUUUUUGUGAAUGUGUCCUUUUCCUCAACAGGAAUGCGCUCAGCGGUGUCAGCUAGCAGCUUUUCGAUCAGUCUCACUGUCUCCUUUUUAGUGUUUCUGUUUCUCAUCGUCAUUCUAAUAGUUCUGAUUUUAAGAUGGAAACAAAAAGGUGCAACAAGCAAUUAUGAAGAAAAGAAAACCUCAUCAUCCUUAGAUGUCAAUUUGAGACUGAGCAGGAACACCAGCGAGGUCAAGCCCUUCCAGAAAACGAAUGAGUGCACCAAUGAGCUGGUGCCUGUGGACUCCGUGCCUGAGUGGUUGAGUUUAAUCAGAGUCGUGGAAAAGGACAUUGCAGAUCCCUACAGAUGCUCGAACUCGAGCAGCCGCUGUUCUGUGGAAGGAGAAACUGCAGAAGAUAAGGAAAUCCAGAGGAUAAAUGAGCACCGGUACAGAAAGGACUCUGACUCAUCUCUGAGUGACCGGGAAUCCAGGGUGCCAGACUCUGGAAUCCCAAGGGACUCAGAUCAGCUGUCUUGUUUGUCUGGGGAAACAGAUGUGGGGGUCACUGCCGAAGCCGCAGAAACCUGCCAUACGUUUGAGGAAGGAGAUCAAGGAGAAGGCAGGGGCACAACCUUUGUUCAAAAGAAUGUGUUACUGCAGCCGCUGAAGAAGAGAGAGGCCAAAGGGGCCAUGGUGGGUGAGGUUGGAAAGGAGGCCGUCUUUAUUUCAGGGGAUGAGGAAACAGGAAGCACAGCUCUCUCAACCCAGGGAAACUCCGAUCAGGGCGGAGGAAGGAACUGCCCCUGGGAUUAUCUCCUCAGUUGGGAACCCAGGUUCCAACCUCUUGCCUCCGUCUUUAAUGACAUUGCAAAACUCAAGGAUGAGCACGUAUGUAUGCCUGGCAUUCCAAAAGAGAAAUCCUUGGUUUUCCCACCACCAUUGAUAACAGCGGUCGCCCAGCCAGGGAUUAAAGCAGUUCCCCCAAGAAUGCCCGCCCUGACCCCCAGGCAAGUCCUUCAGAAAUACCCACACUCCCCCACUGGCUACCAUCACAGUUUUCUGCCCGACGCCAUGACUCCCAGUUUUUCUCCAUCUCUUUCCCUGCUGACCACACAGACCUCUGCCAUGACUCCACUGCUGCCAGCUGGAGAAUUAUUAGGAACUCACCUGAGUGGUACAUGCCAUGAACUAAAAGCAGCAGAUGAAGUUCAAAUAUAAGGCAGUUGUGAUGUCAAGUACCAUCUCUGCAGUGGUCAUGAAGGAUUGGACAGCACCUUCCCAAGCAAGGUCCUAGAGGUUGCGUUCAUUUAUCUCCUAGUGAGUGAUAUCACUUAGUCUGGGUUUUUAGGGCCCCCUCAUCGAAGUUUAUCCAGUGUAUUCCAGCCUUAAUGAGAAAUCACCAUGUCUUUUAACCUUUAGGUUUUUCUCUCAGGACUCAAGCUUGUAUAUAUUAAGGAGUGUAUAUUCUGCCAUACCUGGUUUUCUGUAUGGUUAGAUUUCCAAUGGACACGAUGAACUUGACAGGCUGCCAAAAUGUUGAUAUGAAAACAAAUGGAAAUAAAGUAUUCUGCAUUCUGGUCACAUUACUGCUGAGUAUACUGCUAUUCAUAACACAAAUUUGUAAAGACUGAGUAAAGAAUCAGUGUAGGACAGAAAGUCACAGCGAGGAAACUUGGAAGGAUAAACAAGUUGUAAAGUGAAGCAGUUUUCCGCAGAUCUCACAUACUUGGAGGUGAGUCGCUCCACUUUUCCCAUAUGCCGCACUUGUGGAGUUUAGCCAUAAUUUGAAUUUAAUGCAGUGUCUUUUGAAAAUCUAAUGAGAAAUUAAGAAUGAAAUUUGUCCCAACUCUGUGCCAAAUAAGAAAAUUAUUCCUAAUUAAAUGAACCAGAAAGGCCUGUUCUUAAUAGAGGGCUAGUAUUGAUGAAAGCAAUAAGCAUGUGGUUGGCGGCCACUUAAGAUGUUUCCCUGGUCUUCUUUCCAAAUCGAAUGGUUUUUUUUUUUCAAUGCUCUGUCUUGAAACAGGGUACAGGUACAGGCAUUAAACUCUGAAGAGUCGUUUAUAUAUGUAGCUCCAUUUUAUUUUCUUUUAGAUACAUUAACUUUGGGUGAGAAAUAAUUGAUCCACUCCAUGUCAGUUUUAGAAGUUUUUGCAUAGAUUAAAUUAGGUCCUAAACUAAUAAUAAUUUUCAUGGAGUAAUUUAGCAGUAUAUUUUUAAUGAAGAUUUUUUUUAUAUAAAUAUUCCUACUCUAAAAGUUGAGAAUGGAUAUCAGAAGUAUUUCUUCCCUUUGUUCAGACUCAUCUAUGUAGCGUUGCCAUUAGAGGGAGCAGAUUGUCGACGUGGCUAAUAUAAUUCUGUUUGGUACAGCUACUGUUUCACAAAUACAGGAAUGUUGUGUGGUGUCCUAUAUAAGAUGCUGUCUCCUGUCUGGUGACUCUGAGGAUCCAUCAGAGAGUCUCAUCCCUUCCAGGAAAGCAGAGCAUAUCCUGAUGUGGGGGGUCCGGAGGUCAUUCGCAGUAGGCAACGUGGCCAGCCUUUGGAAUAAGAGUUUGAGAUUCUCAUGUCAAGCCUAGCAGACAUCUGAUGGGGUUUUCCUACGAGUUAGUAUGGGAUUCAGCUAUGGAAAUAGCUCCUUUAUAUUUUCUUUCCAUAGGCCUCAUCUGUAAAAUUGUGUGAGAUAGCCAAUGAAUGUCUCUUUACUGAAAAACAUUGUAGGACGCCGUGUAUGAUAACUAGUUUGGUAGAGGCAUAAUUCUAAGACUUCCUAUGCUGGAUUUUAUCAGUUACCUAUUAGAAAUUGUAUGAAGCAUGAAGGUUUUUGGAUAAGCCUGGAAUCCUAGGGAACAUCAUUUAGGCAUGGAACACUUCAAAAGUAAAGGAUGGACGCAUGCCUCUCCUUUACUUCAUGGCAUCCAAGGAAGAAGAUUUCAUGGUUUUCCUAAAAAAAAUUUUUUUAAUUAUUUCAUCAUUCCAUAUCUAUUCUCUGAUCUCCUUCAAAAGAUUCCUUGGCGCCUACAAAGAAACGCUAUACUGAUUUUCUUUUCUCAUCAUACAUGGAAGUUUUGCUUUGCAACAGAAUGAUUUCUAGGAACCAUUUUAGUGUUUUUAAUUAAACAGGCUCUUCAUUUAGUACACUGCAAAAGUUAUCUAUCUAACUCUUCCCCAAGUUGUUUUCCUGUGAUGUUAUUACUCAUUCUGGACACGAUUCUGCAUUUUUUUCUAGACAUUUAAUAGAAACAGAAGACUUGAAGUAUUUAGAGCUAUUCCUUACCACCGUCUGGUGGAUUUUUAAUUGAUGACUUUAUUAAUAUUAUAGCCAAGGCCCCUCUACUGCCAAACGACCAUUACAGGGGGGGUUGAGAGUCAAAAUGUGAACAUGCUCAUGAAGUGUUUGCAAUAAAUCAUAUGUCAGCCCUUUCAACCAGAGUGCCUUUUUCCUAAGUAAACAAUAUAAUUUGUACAGUUUUCCUUCACGUUUAAUAUUAACUUGCCUCAUAUGGUCUGUGUUACUUUGCUGAUCUACACACCGGCUUUCACACUCCAGAGGGGGGCAUAGAACUUGUUAGUGGAAAAUCGCAUUAAGCCCCAAAUUCAUAAGCUAUAAAAUAAAAGACAGUUGUCUCUUGUGGAAUGUUGGCUGCCUGAAAUUUUGGACUUUCUUGUUGGCAGUCUUCAAAAUACUGGUGUAAAUCAGGA
Messenger RNA from Sus scrofa (pig), 13024 nucleotides. It is a transcript of the gene DCHS2, whose product is annotated as dachsous cadherin-related 2. Gene Ontology annotation, biological process: homophilic cell-cell adhesion. Gene Ontology annotation, molecular function: calcium ion binding. NCBI's taxonomy places the organism in Eukaryota, Metazoa, Chordata, Mammalia, Artiodactyla, Suidae. The record is from RefSeq and is a predicted model, not a curated record. Gene Ontology annotation, cellular component: plasma membrane.